CGCUUAGGCCUUAACACCACCUUCCGCCUCCUGGACCCGCCAAGCUAUAUGUCAAUCCCGAUAAACAAGCAAACAUUACGGAAUAAAUGCAAAAACAAGCUCAGCGCCAUACUACGACGACUUCCUCGCAUCAGACGGCAGCAGCUCGUAGCGGCAAUAAUUUUCUCAUUUAUACUCAUCUACUUGCACAAAGAGUUCCCAGCUGCGAGAUCGCCUUUGAAAGUGAUCGUAACUGGUGGAGACAUAGAUAGAAAUCUGCGGGCAAAACCAAGAAAUUCGACUGGCGCAGGUACAUUCCAGCUGCAAGGACAAACUUGUCUCAUACCUAAGCUGGACAUAAAUGGCUCAGAAGUGAGAGGCUUCUUCUUCAAAACCGAACCUCUCACAUGCUUCAAAAACCCUAGAAAUUGGGUCUUUAUUGAUGAUAAUGGAAAUGUGCAGUACAUCGAAGAGAGAAAAAAUGCGCAAUGUCAUGGAUACUAUGUUACAUGGAAAAGUACCUCGGAUAAUACUUAUACCGCCUUCGAUGCACUACCAAAUGGCCAACCCAUGAAGUCAGACUUUGCUCUUGUAAGCUGUACUGAUGGAUGGCAGAAAUGGAACGGUAUACUUCUGAGUGUGGUGCGGCGGAGUGACGAGAACUUACGGGUUAGGGGAUCGACGAAGAGCAAAGAUGGCACAAGCCUGAACUUGUACUUUCUCGGAUUUGAUUCUCUUAGUCAAAUGUCUUUCCGACGAAAACUGCCGAAAUCUGUCAAAGUUAUAGAAGAGAUUCUCGAAGCAGUAGUUUUGCAAGGUUACAACAUCGUUGGAGAUGGUACCCCACAAGCUUUUAUUCCAAUCCUCACAGCAUCUACAGAAGAAGAAUUGCCUCUGACUAGGAAACGAUUUCGGGAAGCGCAUUAUAUUGACGACGUUUAUCCACUAAUCUGGUCAAAUUUCUCCUCAGCUGGAUACGUAACAUUGUAUGGAGAAGAUAACUAUGAACUUGACGCUUUCACAUAUCGCUUGAAAGGAUUCCGCUCGCAACCAACAGAUCAUUACCUCAGACCAAUUUUCAAGGAGUUUGAGAAAGAGCGGAGAGGCUACUGCCUUGGGUCAGAGCCGCUUCACACGACGUGGUUUCGGUACUCGCGCGAGUUUAUGCAAGUUUACAAGGAUAUGCCACGUUUUCUGUUGAUGCAUCAAUCACUGUUUUCGCAUGACGAUAUAAAUUUGGUGGAAGUGGAGGACGACGACCUUGCAUACACACUUACAGAGAUGCAUCAAAGUGGUGAGCUGGAUGACGCCUUAGUCAUUGUGAUGGCAGAUCACGGUCACCGUUUUGCAAAACUGCGCGAAACGCAUCAAGGCCAGCUAGAGGAGCGACUGCCAUUUUUUGCAAUCUCCCUGCCAGCCAAAUUUCGCAGUACAAAUCAUGGCAAGAUAAUGUAUGACAACCUGGUAAAAAAUAAAGACAGGCUGACGACGCCUUUUGACAUUCACGCGACCCUUAUGGAUCUCCUUCACCUUCCAAAAGAUUUGACCACUAUACAAGACCCUAACAAACGAUCACUGUCGCUCUUCCGUCCAAUUCCGAAAUCUCACGUCAUUAACAGACAACUAAAAGACGUAUCCCAUCUAUGUGCCAAGCUUUUCUUACGAGAGCUUCUUGAUGCGAAGAAACUGGUAUCAAACGAGGAUUUGCUGAAAUACAAAAACGUAAAGGAUAAGGACGGCUUUCUCCCGGAUUUGAGUGGUGACACGAAAACUGCUUUCGCUCACUACCAAAUCAAACUUCUAACCAAGCCCGGAAAUGCAAUUUAUGAAGUGACUUUAUUCUAUGACUACGUCCUGAAUGCAGUUCAUAUCGACUUGGGUUCGUUUAGCCGCAUAAAUAAAUACGGUGAUGCUCCGCACUGCAUCAUAGAGCUGAACUACUUUCUAGCACCGUACUGCGUCUGUCAUGACAAAGUUUCCUCCUCAAACAACUGACAAGCUAUGCAGGCGAUAUGUAAAUUUUUUUUCGCAGAUUAGAUAGAUUCGGUAUGGAUCCAUGUUGAACUGCCCUAUUCAUUCAAGCCUUACUUCAUUGUUACUUUGACUUCCAAUGAAAAUAGCUCUGAUGAUUGGAAAAAUUUUGAUGAAUUCCUCUCAGCUCAUGUUAGCUUCAUCACUUUACUCUGGCCU
Cylicocyclus nassatus is the source of this 2169-nucleotide messenger RNA. The record is from the annotation of a GenBank genome assembly. NCBI's taxonomy places the organism in Eukaryota, Metazoa, Nematoda, Chromadorea, Rhabditida, Strongylidae.